AUGGCGUCGAAAGUAGACGAACCACUGACUUUAAAAUUUACAAGCACCACCUUUGAUCCCGAAAAGUGUAAGCUGGCAUUAUUAUACUUAUUUGAAUAUUUAAUCUGAUUUUUUAGAAAAUUUCUAAAAAACGUUUUUGUAGUACUGAGCACGUUUUGACUGGCAAUUAAUAUAAGAAGCUUUAACAGUUUGUCUCCUCCUGUUUACGUUGUACACAGAUGUCAGAAACUUAUCAGCUGAAUGUGACACUGAUGCAGAGCUUCAGGAUCACCGAAAGCGGAUUCAGGCAUUAAGCGAGGAAACUGCUAUUAGUUUAAAGAAAAAUGUCUACAAGAAUUACAUGCAGUUCAUCGAAACCUCCAAGGAAAUAUCUUGUAUCCUUGUGAUUCAGCUCAGUCGAAAUUCUGUGGAACUCUACAGUAGCAAACACCCAAGACAGCUAAAAUCGUAAACAAAAUAAAUCAUUUAUCUAACAACCUUCUGCUUGAUAUAAGAUCUGAUGUGUUGUUUGUCAAGAUUGUAGUGGCAUUGUGUAACUUCCUUAGCUUUGUUGAUCAGAUCUGGAGGCUGAGAUGUAUCAGUUAGGACAUUUCUUAGCAGAGCAAAAGUCAAUUCUAACGAGCCAGCAGGAUAUGUCUUUAUUUGGAGCAGAAGGUAAAUUUGAAAAGCUCUGAAAGUGAAAGUCAAAAUUUAAAAUUGCGAAUUUUAUAUAAUUAAGCAAAUAUCAUCUCAGGGCUGUCAUUAGGAGCCAGGGCAGCCACUAUGAGCGUGACUCCUGGCCACUUAGCUUUCAUAGGAAAGGAAAUGAAAAUAGAGCCAAAAAGAACCUCCUAACUGUUCAAUUUUCAACCCGCUAAUUUCAUAUACCCACCAACUUGAGAUCUUAAUGACAGCUCUGUGGUCUUUUAGUCCUUAUUUAAUUUAAAAUAUUUUUCCAAUUUAAGAGGACAAUAUUAACAAGGAAGGCCCGUCAAAAGUAUUCUUGGAAAAUCAUUUUUUCAACUGCAUACAAAAACAAGAGACUUGUAGAUAAGGAAUAAUGAUAAAUAACAUAAUGGACUUAAGUCGUUACUAGGUAUACUGUAAAUCCUCUAUUAAGCCCCUCUCUCAAAUAGGCCUCCUCCCUCUAAUAAGCCACCCCCCCCUUUUCAGCGGAAGAAAGUUAAUAAGCCCUCCCCACUCCCCUCCCUUAAUUAUUUUCUUAAUAAAUUAUAGAUUGUAUUAGUCAACAAUGACUGCAAGACUUUGUGUGGAUUGAUCUGAGAUCUCAAAUAAGUCCCCGUCUCUAAUAAGCCCCCCCUCCCCCUCCUCAAAUGGGCUUGAAAUAAAUAAGUCCCCUCGGGGGCUUAAUAGAGGAUUUACAGUAUGUUAGUAAGGUUCAUUUGCAAAUUUGAUGAUGGUAUUUUGUGUACAAUAAUAUUAGACUCAAGUUCAUCAGCAAAACCUUUAAACAAGGAUGAAAAAGGAAGCAGUUCGAUUGAGUCUGUUGAGGGUCUUGCGGUAAGUAACAAUCUGUAUUGGACAGCUAUAUAAGAAUAUUCCAUGUUGAGACCCAGGUCUGAUGUUUUUCCUUUUGUUUACAAACUUUAAUUUAUAAUUAUUAUUUAUUUUAUUGCACAGUCUAUUGUAUAUUAAAAGUAAAAUGAUUGUGGAAUAAAAAAUCUAAAGUCUCCACUAACUGUGUCUUAAUCAGUUAAUUUUCUUUAUGGUGAAAUUCUACCUCACCUUUCAUGUUAAUUUUCAUUAUUCGUAAAUCACUUCCCAUUACAUUCGCGUUAAUUUAAGUCGCAUUAAUAUCCAAUACCUAAAUUUCAUGGAGCGUUAUUAAUUUCCUUGUAUGUUUGUUAUCAUUCUUGCAUCUUCUUUGAUCCAUUACCUCCCAUGAUUUUAAAAGACUUUUCUGUGCAAUAGGUUGGAAUAAUUUACUAAUGAAAGUGCCAUUUCGAUUGCAGGGUGUAUUGGAUAUAAGUGAUAUAAACUGUGUAUUUGAGGGAGACCUGAUGGAAGUGUUUCCAGACACUUUUCUUCCCAAGUUGAAAGUGCAUGCUUUCCUCUUACAUGACAGUAUGGUCAUAGCAAGCAUUAUUCAAAACAGGUGAGACUUAUAAAAAGAAGCUUUAUGAUACAGGCCAGUUAAAUAGGGAUGCAAAUGAAACUCUAUAACUACUUUUGAGCCAUUUAACUGGUGUUUCACUGAUUUUUAAUCAGUUGUCAACCAAUUUUAUUUCUAAAUAACUAACCCUUCCUUCCUUAUCAAUACACUUAUUAGCUAUAAAUUAUUAAGUUUGUACAGUUUUGGCAAUAAUGUUGUUUUAACAAAUUAUUUUUACCUUGCUCUAAUUAGGAGAGGCCCUGUUCGCUACAAGUUCCUUUCCUUAUUUGAACUUGAAAAUGUUGCAGUGGUGAAUAUGACCAGUGCUGAUGGUAUGAACUUAACUUAACCUUUGAUCUUGAUUAUUCGUGGGAGCUAGAAGUGGAGAAGUGGUGACAGCCCUGGCCUUCCACUUAUGUGGCUGGGGUUUACACCAUACAUGGGUUGAGUUCGUUGUUGUUUCUCUCCUUUUCUCUGAGAAGUUUUUCCCCGGGUACUCUAGGUUUAUUUUUUUAUUUUUUUAUUUUGCCACCUUAUUAUGACAAAGUAAUAAAUUACAGGAAUCCGUUAGAAUAUGACAAAAAAGCCCAAAGAAACCAUGAGGCUUAUCCUGCCCUCUACUCAAAAGUCAACAUUUUUCAAACUUCAAUUCAAUCAGGAGUGGUAUGUGGAUGUGUUACUUCUAAAUCUUUAUUUUAUUUAUUAAUUAAUUUAUAUAUUUAAUAUGUAUGCAUUAAGGUCAAAAAUGUGGGUUAACACCAUGUUGUACAUGUAUUAUGGUGACUCAAUAUUCACACUGACUUUCACACAAGUUAUCAAAACAUCAGGCUCCAAUGCAGUAGUGAGUUGGUAUCUAGCGGAACAAAACUUGCUUAGAUGUUCAUAAAUUGAUUAAACUUAUCUGGGACAUGACUUUUGGGCGUGUAGGUACUAAAGAUGCCUUUAAGAUCCUGUUGUUUCCAGAGACUCAUGUCUAUGAAGCCGAAAGCAAACAGAUAAAGGUAUGGACUAUUCUAUCGUGUGGUUAACAAAAAUUACAGUCAUCUUAAACUGUCUAGUGGGUUAUGCUAAAAACCAUGCAUAUUUCUGCAUUUUGCAAGCUCCAUAGUUGUUUAGUGUUAGAUUGUCUUUCUAAUGUACGUGCAAAUUGUCAACAUUGAAAACAUUUUUUUCUGUAGAAAGAGUGGCUAGACAAAAUAGAAGAAUGUAAAAAGAAUUUUAAGCUCAAGUUGGAGCAGGAGGUUGGCCAAGGUGACACAGAAGUUACGGGUGAAUUAACCACAGUCAGUAGCUCAAACAACACUAAUCCAUUCUUUGAAGAAGUGGGGAAAAAUCCUUUCCUGGAAGAUGAUAAGAAUCCCUUUUACAACAACAAUGAUGAUGAUGAUGAUGAUGAUGGUGAUGAUGACAAGAAUCCAUUCAAGGAAAGCAAAUCAACAAAUCCAUUUGAUGAAGAUGAAGGUAAGUCAGGUCCUAACUUUAAAAAACAAACAGAAGCUAAUAUAAUGUCAAUUUAAUUGUCGCGGCAUGCUUCUAACUAUUUCAUUUAUUUAUGGUGUGUUCAACUGUUUAAUUUUUUCAGAACCUCUGGCAUCAUCAUCACCUGGUUCAAGCAGCUCAAAGUUAGUCAAGGUAUGUGUAUACAGUCCUUCUCCUGGCUUAUGAUUAGGUUGACAUCAUAGCAAAAAUUGCUUAACUUGCCUCUAGUUGAUAAAAAUGGUACAAUUUUAACAAAUAGGCAUUCCUUCUAGGAAAAAAAUACUUUCUCGGUCAAAACGUUUCUGGAUCAUUUCACUAAAAUUAAUAGUGAAGCUAUAAGUAAAACAUGUGCACCCAAUGAAAGCUAGAAGUACUCAGAAAAGAUAAUAACAACAAUCUCUUUGACCCAGGAUUUUCUGUGCUCAGUGAAAGCACUAGAACCUUGCCUUGAUUAGAUGCUUUUAUCUUGAACAUAUUUACUGUAAUGCUUAGUUUGGUGAAUAAUUGUAUAGUUCUGACAGAUCAUCAAAGAAGCCCAGAAAGUACCAACACCUAGACAAGCUUCUCAACCAGAGCCAGGCUGGGCAUUAGUUUUUCUUGUAUUGUGGUCUGUAAAGUUAAAACUUGUAUAAUUUGCCUUAAUCUAUGAUAAGUAAUUUAUAGUAAAAUGCUUAAUUCUUGUCAGUGUAAAAAAGGCUGGCUCACAGACCUCCCUGAAGAUUUAGACAUGUUUAUAGCACAAAGAGAUUUUGAAAGGGCAAUGGAGUUGAUUGACCGAAGUAAGUAAUUUGCUUUAUUUUUCACAGUAAAAAUAGGUUAUUAUCAACAUGCUGUAAGUUUGAUGAGUUAAAAUUUCCCUGACCUCUGUUGAUUUGAUGGUUUGAUUUUCAGCAAAUCAGUAUUUAAAAGAGAACAGUAGCUCUCAAGCAUCAAAGGAAAUCAAGUAUGUUUGUUGAACUGACUAUUAUCAAAAUAAGUUGGAGUGUUUCAUCAGUUUUGUUUUACUGAUGUAAAACAUUUGCCUGGUUAACCCAAGAAAGAGCAAGUGGAAGCAAUAGUUUUACUUCAUGAAAUAGUAUACAACUAUCCCCUGAGCGUUGAGGUAUAUAUUAUUAUCUACCCCUGAGGGGUUGAGUAUCAGUUGGAUAAAAAUGAAAAAAAGUCACUUAGUAGGAAAUUUGGUUACAAUUUACAAACAUUUCAGGGAUUUUAUCAAGUGAAUUUUUUGGAUUUUUAAAAUAUUUUUAAUAUUGAUGUAUUGUAAAUGAUUACACGGGUAAAAUUCUGAAAAUUUCAUGUGUACGAUGUAAUUUUUUUUAAAUUUGACAUUCAUUUUCUCGGGCUCCCUUAAGAAAUACUUUUUGGUGUUACUACAGAUGAUUUAUUACAUCUUAAGAAAGAAUGCAAUAUGCUUUAAAUAAAAUUAUUCCAUUACAAGAUUUUUGUCCAAUGAAAAUCAAAAUUACUCAAUGUCCUGGGGGAUUCCAUCUUAAAUUGUCAUAUUUUGCUAAUGCUUUUGUGAACAGAGUGCGCUUGGAUCGCCGAGUCAAACUACUAGUUGAUGCCCUCAUUGAUGAGCUGGAUUGUAGUCGCAGUUUUUUACUUCAUGUUGGUCCAAGGGCCACACGACGAGCUGUGUCAUUACUUGUGAGACUGGGAAGAGCAGCUGAGGUGUGUCUUGUGUGUUUAUUACAUAGAGGACAGGGUCAAAAGGAAAGAAUAACAAUGUCUUUGUUAGGGGACUUUCCAAAAGUCAGAACUGGAUGGCCCACACAUGUCCAAUAUACACAAACGGACACGAUUCGUCAAACUGAUGGUCCAUUGGUACCAAUGGUACCAAUAGAAAAGGGUGUCAUUCCAUUGGUUCUGUUGGUGAAUAUGCAUCUCAUUAAGGGGACUUUGAUUAUUUUCCCAUGUGACCUGGCUGGGUACAGGGCAAUUCCAAUGGUCCAUUGGUACCAUUGGUACGAUUGGUACCAAUGGAAAAUGAUGCCAUUCCAAUGGUUCUAUUGGUGCAAAACAAGUUCGCUUUUACACCAAGUAGAAACGUGCUAAUAAUUGUUAUGAAUAUUCCCGUUCUAUAAGCCAACCACGCAAUGACAAGUUCGCUUUUACACCAAGUAAAAGCGCACUAUAAUUAUUAUGAAUAUUCCUCGUUCUUUAAGCCAACCCUGCAAAACAAGUUCGCUUUUACACCAAGUAAAAACGCGCUAAUAAUUAUUAUGAAUAUUCCUCGUUCUAUAAGCCAACCACACAAUGACAAGUUCGCUUGGGUGCUUUUCCAUUGGUACCAAUGGACCAUUGGAAUUGCUCUGUACCCAGCCAGACCACAUGACAGAAUAAUCUAAGUCCCCUUAAUGCAAUGCAUAGGCACCAAUAGAACCAUUGGAAUAGGGUGCUUUUCCAUUGGUACCAAUGGACCAUUGGAAUUGCCCUGUACCCAGCCACACCACAUGAGAAAAUAAUCUAAGUCCCCUUAAUGAAAUGCAUAGGCACCAAUAGAACUAUUGGAAUAGGGUGCUUUUCCAAUGGUACCAAUGGUACCAUUGGUACCAAUGGACCAUUGGAAUUGCCCUGUACCCAGCCACACCACAUGAGAAAAUAAUCUAAGUCCCCUUAAUGAAAUGCAUAGGCACCAAUAGAACCAUUGGAAUAGGGUGCUUUUCCAUUGGUACCAAUAGGACCAUUGGUACCAAUGGAGACCCUUCUUAUCACCACUAACACCAAUGGAGUCUAUUUGUGAGUAUUGGACAACCCUCCAGUUCUGACAAAUGGAAAGCUCCCUUAGAGAACUUUAUCUGAGCCUUGAAAAGAUACUUGUAGGAGAACUUUUAGUACAGUUUUUUGCCAUUUUUAGGUCUUGUACCGCACAGUUAGGGAAAAGCAGCAUCUGAAAAGAUAAAUAAUUUCUUUAAGAACUUUUGUUUUUGUCCGACAGGCAUGUCAGCUGUUCUUACGAAACAGAAGUGAGGCCAUCAAACAUAGUCUAAGGUAUUAAAGCUACCGGUACCUAAGUGUGAAGUGUAAUCAAGUUUUCAGUCAUAUGUACACGUUAUUCUCAUAUUAUAGUAACAAAUCUUGCAAGGACUUUGGCGAUACGCAGUCUAAUUUUCAUGGAAUUCAGUAGGUAACUUGUGUACUUGUUGCUGUUGUUGUUUCCUGAAGGCAACUAAAGAUUGAAGGAGCUACAUCACUUUACAUUUCUAAGCUGUCAGCUGCUUUCUUUAGUAGCAUCAUUGAAACUGGCAAAGAGUUUGAUCAAGUGUUUUCAGCUAACAGAGGCUUCAGUUCAGGUGAGUACUCACUGCUCGGCUGUGAAUUCAUCUACCAGGCAGUAUUAGUUAAAAGUGAUGUUUUUCAGGCAUUAGGGGAUCUUACCAUAACGCUCACUCAGGAUCCCAUCUAUGCAUACCUGACUGACGUCCACACAUGUCCAAGGAAGAACUCAUUUGUUGUAGUAAAAAGAAUUCUUCUUUUACAUUUAGCAGGUCUUCGGAUGGCUUAAAGACGUCAUUCCGACCUCAUUCAGCUGUUCAUAAUUUUGUACAUAGUGCUUUAUGCCAGGUAGCUAAUACCUUCUUGUUACAACGUUUAAUACACAGUUUGAUUUAUUUCAAACAGCUUUUGUAGUUUGGGCCAAUAGUGAACUUCAGCAGUUUGUGUCUCGGUUUUCAUGCCAAGUGUUUCACAGAGAGAUGGAUGUUGCAGCCAUUGGUGUGUGUGUCAGUAUGGCUAAAGAGCAGUGUGAAAAGGUAGCUGAAGAUAGUUUGUAUGUUACAUUAUCGUGUUAUUAUCAUUAGGGCUGCAAAACUACGACGACUGCAACGAUAAAAGUCUUGCCUUUUUCUGGACUCUAUAAAGUGAAAUCACCCUUUGCUGUGUACUAUGAACGGUGUGAACACCUGACCAAGAAUAUCCAAGUCAUAAAAAAUUUCACUUACUAUCAACAAAUUGAGCGCAUUGAGGAAUUUUGAAAGUACCGGAAUUUACUCUGCGAAUAACGUUUUCACUGGUGUCGAUGUCGUUCCAGGCAUUGAUAUUCCCGUGCUACUUUUAACUGGUAACAUUGACAUGGAUAAGUAGUAAACAACGUGACUGAAAGACAGACCUUUAAUGGCUCUUCAGGCCUUCGUCUGAUGGUUUGGAACACUAAAUUAACGGUAUUAUCUGCCGGCGACUAUUUUGUAUAAACCACUGUGUAGAUAAUUGCGAAAGUACCUGAGUCCGACAUGUCUGUGCUAAUCGUUUGCAGAAUAUUUUGUUGAUAAAUGUUAUUUUUUCCUUGUUAAGUUGCAUGAGAUAGGCUUGGACUUGACAUUCUCAAUGCAGCAGAUGCUACUGAGGGAUAUUGCCGAAGCGUUACUGGAUACUAGAGAUCAGAUGGUGAAGUUUGCAAGACACAGGGCCAAGGUGUGUUCUGCUAUUACUGUAAUGCUUAUUUCUUGCUUAAUGUAAUCGCAAUUCGCAAUUCGUUCUUACAACAAUGUAAAUGUGCUAAUUGUAUUAUGUGGGCUUUACAGGAGGCAAACUGGACGCCCACUGACUUUGAAGGACGGCUUGAUCAAUUAAAUACCUUGUGUGGUGAAAUGGAAAGCUGUGGAAUUGAAAAUUUUAAUACUUUUAUUGUUGGUGAGUAACUAUGCUGUGGUACAGAUGAUAAAUGGACUUAAAUCCGAUACAAAUGGAUUACCAGAUAUCGCAACCGAAACAUCAAACGAACUGAAAGGAAUUUAUUUUAUUAAAUUAAGGCUAGUUUUCACUAGCGACGGAGUCGGUGUUGGAGUCGUAAGCGGAGUCGUAACUGAGAGGUUGACUGCGGCCGCACUUGUGGACUCAACCGAGUUAUUUCCAAUUAACUAGUUAAAGUUAGCUCGUUUAAAAAAACUUUGAGUGCGACCGGGUUUUCUACACUCUUAACCGAGUUCUAACCGAGUUAUGCAAAUCAAGCAAGAACAAUGGAUUUUCUUAACCAGGUUAGGUUUUUUUAAACCACCUCGUGAGGUAGUUUAAUGCAGGUUAACCUUAUCAAUCAGUCGAUCAUCUCCGCCUACGAGUGAGAAUGCUAGCAAACACAACAGUUUCGAAGUUAAUUCUUUCGCUUCAAGUUCAGCUUUUCUUUCUUAACACAACUGAGUUAAGACUUUAAGUAGUCGACCACUUUUUUUCAGUAAUUCGGGGUCAAAUCUUAGGCGAUCGUUAUUAUGAGCGACCCAAGCGAGAGAGAAAGAAAGAAAAAAGCGCUCGACAUUGAAUGACUUUGUGAAAGUCUAAAUUGAGUCCGGUCGCUAAUAAAAAGUAACCUGGUUAAACUCAUUUAACCGUGUUACGUUCUGAAGAAUUUUUUACCAGGUUAUUCAAAAACUAACGUGGUUAACUUGCCAAGUGCGGCCGCAGCCUUUAUGACCCAGUGAAAAUCAAAGAUUGGAAUCGUAAGCGGAGUCAUAAGCGCGACGGAAUCGGAGUCGGAAGAAUGAGAACGUUUCCAUUUCUUCCGACUUCCCUUCCGACUACGUCGCUUACGUUCCGCUUAUGAUCUAGUGAGAACCAGAUGGUCGGAAGCAGAAGCGGAAGGAUAAACCAAUCAAAUUGCACGUUCCCACGCUUUGUGAUUGGUUUAGUUCUUCCGCUUCUGCUUCCGAUUCCGACAAUCUGGUUUUCACUAGAUCAUAAGCGGAACGUAAGCAACGGAGUCGUAAGCGGAAUCGGAACGCUGUUUUCACUAGAUCAUAAGGUCUACGCUUCUUAUUACGACUCCGACUCGGACUCCGUCGCUAGUGAAAACAAGCCUUUAGUAGCUCACACAAAGGCGCGCUGCGUAUGGUUAGUAAAGGGAGUCACGUGGGGUGCUAACCAAUCACAGAGCAGAAUUAAACCAAAUGUUACCAAGAUGGAUCAGUAACCAGCGACAAUUCCUGCUGUAUAAUAGGUUAGUAAGGUAGUAACACCCGUUACCACUAGCGUAGUAAACACGUAAAACAAAACCACAAGAAACUGUAACUAUCAGUUUAAAGUGAUUUUGUGUUUGGUUUCGUUUGUAGGUAGAAGCAAGGUCGACCUGAGCAGUGCUACAGUGUCUUUUAUCAAAGGAGUGCUAGGAUUUGUAGCAGAUGGCUUAAGGGUUAUUACACCACAGGUAAUCAGACUUAAUAACGUGUGGCUCAACCCCACCCCCCUCUCAAAAACAAAAAGAAAAGAAAAGAAAUGCUGUUCUCUUUUUCUAAGUCAAAACUCGGAAAAGAAACAUCUUAAUUUUAAAAACAAAGCAGGUAACCUAGCAACCAGAAUAACUAUAGUAACGUAACGGCAAUAGUAACGCGAACUUCACAUAAUCGGUUUAGUGGGUAAAACAUAUAAGGUACAUUUGGUUAUGAUUGUAUUUUUGUCCCUUUUUUAUAAUGUGAGUGUCAUAGAUGUACCUAUUCAUCUAUCGACGGCGCUCAAAUUUACUUGGCUGUAUUUUUUUAACGUAACCUUUUUUAUUAUCCAGCUUCAGCAAGUGUUUGUUAAUUGCAUUGGGGAUCUAUUCGAAAACCAGGUUGUUCUUUUUGAGGGCAUUCUCAAGUCUGGUCGAUAUAUAAGCCAGGUGUGAUACUAGUUUCUUUUAAGUUUUUGCUUGUUUUUCACGUCGGCUAGUUCAUCAUGUAAGCCUUACGAGUUUAACUGAAUUUUUUAACGUUUAACUGAUUUCAGCAUGACUUCAUCCUCAAAAAUGCUUCGUUUGUAUUAGAAACCAUCCUUCCACUUGUUAAGAGAAAAUUAAAGGUACGUGUAGACAAUUUAUAUCAGUAAUCCUAGCAUAAUCAACAUUUUGGGAUUUAGCGAAAAGUCAAGAUCAGUCAGUGUUGUCGGGUCGCAAUUCACGUUACGUUACGUUGGUUUUGCCGCAUCACGAUGUUUUACGAAGCGUGACUUAGUAUGUGUAAAAUAGUUUCCAGUUAAUGUGCAGAUCAGUUGCAGAUGUUUAUAUUGAUGUGUCAUGUAACUGGUUUUGGUACCUAACAGAGUGUAUGUGUGUUCUAUUCUCCUGUGAUUCUGUGACCUGCCUAUUUAAUAUAACAGUUUCCAUUACUGCAUAAACACUCUUGUUCUGUUAAUGUAAACAAUACAAUUUCUUUUAAUUCAAUUAAUGCAGUUCCUCUAAUGUAAACAAUGAAGUUUCUUCAAAUGCCUGGUUACUCUUUUUUUUAAACGGAGAAGAUAAAGAAAAGCAAAUGUUUCACAACACCAAAGACGAUUUGUCGGGCGAGAAGUGCAUCGUCAAUUUGCGUUUAUUUAUCGUUUUGUAUUGUUUUUUAUGGUUUGUUUUGUUUGUUUCCUUAGGUUGGUAGUAGUUCUGGUCGGCUUAUAGAAAUACAAGGUGAACUGAAGAGAUUACAGGCCAUUUCUCCAUCGUCUGACCCUACUGAAGCUGAAGGACAGGCCGCCUCCAGAUGAGAGCAAUAUUAUCACUGAUAUCAAAUACAUACUAUGGUGUUUAUAUUUUGAAAGUAAACCUUCGUAAAACGAAGGUUCUUGUUUGGUAACAAAAAACCUGCAAAAAAUGUUAAAUGUCUCGAUUCCUUCUUUUCCAGAUAUUAUUGAAGUCAAUUUUCUUGUAUUUUUUGUAGUUGUCAAAGAGUGUUUUUUCUAUGUGCACAAUGUUAUGUAAACUACGCAGUACUUUUUUCUUGCGUUCUUCAUUAUGUUUCAACAAAAUGCUAAACAAUAUUAAUCACACCAAUUUAUUGUAAAGAUUCCAAACCUUUCUGACCGAAAAUGGUUUUACGCGGUAGGGGACUAAGACGAUUACUUGUAGGAGGCCAGGUUACCCUGGGAACAGCUGCUGAUCUCAGAGAUCCUUUUUCUAGCCGUGGAACAGGCAAUGUUCCUCAGGGUUCCUAUCCAUGGGAGAAAAUAUUUAAAAAACAAAGGGCUUUUUGUCUCUUGUAGAUCCUAAACCCGGCUCUACUAAUAAGUUCGGUAAAUUGCGUUUUCAUUGUUUAGGUAACAGUGAAAAGUCGCGGUAAGGGUUAAGCACCGUGCGUAUUGUUUAAGUACGUAACAUGCUACAGCCAGGAGUGAAAAGUUGUCAAUAACACAAUAAAAUUUCAGACCCGAUCCAAAAAAAUAAAUAUAUACCGUAUAAAAUGACAAAAACGGAAAUGUAAAUAAGUAGAGAUUUCAUUAC
Messenger RNA from Porites evermanni, 11738 nucleotides. Lineage: Eukaryota; Metazoa; Cnidaria; Anthozoa; Scleractinia; Poritidae. The record is from the annotation of a GenBank genome assembly.